GGUGCUCCCUCUGCUGAUAAAAGCCAUGAGAGACACUGUCAUUGCCUUCCAGGACGCGUGUCGAGGAGCCCAGACCCCGACAGCACCAGCUACAGAAGCGUAGGACCUCGGAUUGGCAGCAGAAGACAGUUUUCCAGCCGCCUCUUCCAAAAUGGUGACUGCCAAGGUGUGGGUGCUGAAGAAGCAUUUUGAGGGUUUUCCCAAGCCCAGCGACUUUGACCUGAAAAAGAUAGAGCUGCCAAGCCUAAAGGAUGGAGAGUUGCUGCUUGAAUCAGUGUUUCUUAGUGUUGAUCCUUACAUGAGACCUUACAGUCAAAGGGACAUGAAGGAAGGAGACAUAAUGAUAGGCACAGAGGUUGCCAGGAUUGUAGAAAGCAAGAAUCCAGCUUUUGCGGUUGGGGCCUUUGUUGUGGCUAAUAGUGGCUGGAGAAGUCAUUUCAUCUCUGACGGGAAAGGCCUCCAUCUCCUUCCUUCAAGCUGGCCAGAAUCACUCCCCAAAUCUCUGGCUCUUGGGACAGUUGGCAUGCCAGGCCUUACUGCAUAUUUUGGUCUGUUCGAGGUCUGCAAGAUGAAGCCAGGAGAGACAGUGCUGGUUAAUGCUGCAGCGGGCGCUGUGGGCUCUGUGGUGGGGCAGCUUGCUAAAAUUGGGGGUUGCAAAGUGGUUGGCUGUGCUGGCUCAGAUGACAAGGUUGCGUAUCUGAAAAAAAUAGGCUUUGAUGAAGCCUUUAACUACAAGACCGUUACAUCUUUGGAUGAAGCACUGCGUAAAGCCUCUCCCGAUGGCUAUGACUGUUUCUUUGACAAUGUGGGUGGAGAAUUCUCCAGUAUUGCCAUCAACCACAUGAAGAAAUAUGGAAGGAUUGCAGUCUGUGGAGCCAUCUCUCAGUACAAUGACUCCGUGCCCCAGAAAGGACCUUAUGUUCAGAUUCCAAUGAUCUUCAAGGAGCUUCAUAUGGAAGGGUUUAUUGUCACUCGCUGGAAUAACCGCCGGGAGGAAGGUCAGAAGGCACUGCUGAAAUGGGUCCUGGAGGGAAAAGUGAAGUACCAUGAACAAGUCACUGAAGGAUUUGAGAACAUGCCAGCAGCUUUCAUUGGAAUGUUGAAGGGAGAAAAUCUUGGAAAAGCUAUUGUAAAAGUCUGAAGGUCACAUAUUCCUCGGGAGGCAGGCAAAGGAGAAUGUUUCUGUUCAGAUACGUGCUUCUAACUCACUGUUCAAAAGGUAUAUUUCAAUAUUUUUGGUGGAUGUUGGUGAAGAUAACCUCUUAAUAAUUGGUCAUAUAACUGUAAGUGUAUGCCAGUGGCUUUGCUCUUGAAGAACUUGAGACUUGCUUCCCAAAGCUAAACAAAAAAGCCUUAAAACGGUUUAACCUCAUCAGAAGUGUAACUGAUUUAAUAGUAGUUCGAACAAAUCUAAGUUGACUCAUAGAAAAAAAAAGGCCAUUCUGAAAGGUUUCCCAGCUGAUGGCACAUCUGAUGACUAAUGUUUACCUAUUGAUUUGGUCCAGAACUCAGCAAGAGGGAAUUUAAUUUUGUAAACAAUAUUAGGGAGCAAAGAUCAGGCAAACUGUUCAGGGGUUCCCAGUUUCCUCACAAGGCUGGCAAUUUAAAAAAAAAAAAUAAUCAGGAAAUACAGGCAUCUUAGUUAUUCGGGGCCUAUGGAAAGAAAAAAAAAACCUAUAAUGGAUACUUCAGCUGUGUUACAGUUCUCUUUGUGGAAUGCCUUGCUCUUCACUUCCUUGCACUUAACACACAUGCUUGCAGUAUUUUAGCCACCCUGUUUCUCUCAGCAGAUCCCACACUAUGGGUGGUAUGGCUAGGUCACGUAUUUCCUUGAGUAAUGCGGGGAUUGGUGUGUAAGCUUAAAGCUGGGCUUGCCAUGCUGUUCACCCUGGCUGUCCCUGAAGAUGGCAUCCGUAUGCUGGCCCUAUCUGCGCUACAUUCAUGUGCAGGACCCGCAUGGUGCUGAGUGAAGGAGGCUCAGAUUAGCAACAAUAAAUAUUGUAGCCGUAUUGAAAGAGCUGAACAAGAACACUUAGCUACAGGCUACAGUUAGGUUACAGAAGGUGAUGGUGUUCCAUCUCCAGGUGAAGAAUAAACACAGAUAUAGAAUUCUCGGUUAA
Messenger RNA from Cygnus atratus (black swan), 2120 nucleotides. It is a transcript of the gene PTGR1, whose product is annotated as prostaglandin reductase 1. Gene Ontology annotation, molecular function: 2-alkenal reductase [NAD(P)H] activity; 15-oxoprostaglandin 13-reductase [NAD(P)+] activity. The record is from RefSeq and is a predicted model, not a curated record. The coding region runs from base 152 to 1141 and encodes 329 amino acids. The transcript is spliced from 10 exons. NCBI's taxonomy places the organism in Eukaryota, Metazoa, Chordata, Aves, Anseriformes, Anatidae. Gene Ontology annotation, biological process: prostaglandin metabolic process. Gene Ontology annotation, cellular component: cytoplasm.